AUGGCAUUGCUUGGGCACAGUAGGACCAAUGCCAUACCAAUAAUCGGGAAAAUUCCAAUAGAUUCUGAAUUUACUGAUGAAGAAUAUGAAAAUGCGUCGAAUUAUUACGACGAUAACAGGCAUUUCCUAGCGCGAGUUGCAAUUAACACAUCUAUCAUACUAUCCAUCAUGGUAUCACUCUCCGCAUCCCUAAGGAUGUGGAAUUUGGAUAGAUCUAAUGGGCAGAAUCUGAGACCGAAUAACUACGUAUUAAUGACGUUUGGAUUUUCACUGCUAUGUUUGAUAUUUAUGGUACUAAUUAACUUGUUUUACACGAGAAUUUUGGAAGCAACCAAGGCUAAACCUUUGCUUUCCUCCUUUCACCCCGCCCCAAAGCAUGAAACCCACUCUUAA
Messenger RNA from Babesia microti strain RI, 393 nucleotides. RefSeq lists its product as hypothetical. The coding region runs from base 1 to 393 and encodes 130 amino acids. Lineage: Eukaryota; Apicomplexa; Aconoidasida; Piroplasmida; Babesiidae. The transcript is spliced from 2 exons. The record is from RefSeq and is a predicted model, not a curated record.